Molecule: messenger RNA, 2028 nt
Organism: Antechinus flavipes (yellow-footed antechinus)
Lineage: Eukaryota; Metazoa; Chordata; Mammalia; Dasyuromorphia; Dasyuridae
Gene: NIPSNAP2
Product: nipsnap homolog 2
Exons: 10
Coding region: 43-876 (277 amino acids)
Cellular component (GO): mitochondrion
Source: RefSeq, a predicted model, not a curated record
CGGGGUGGGGGGGAGGGGGCCGAGCGGAGGCGCCAGAGCAAGAUGGCGGCGCGAGUGCUGCGGUCCCUGGGAGCGGCCGCGCCCCCCCGCCUGCGGCCGGCCCUCAGGGGCCUGACAACCUCUACUAACAGAUCUCGUGAAGAUAGUUGGUUAAAAUCUUUAUUUGUCCGGAAAGUUGACCCAAGAAAAGAUGCUCAUUCCAAUCUCCUAGCCAAAAAGGAAACAAGCAGUCUGUACAAAAUACAGUUUCACAAUGUGAAGCCGGAAUGCCUAGAAGCAUACAACAAAAUUUGUCAAGAGGUGCUGCCAAAGAUUCAUGAAGAAAAACACUAUCCUUGUACCUUGGUGGGAACUUGGAAUACUUGGUACGGGGAGCAAGAUCAGGCUGUCCACCUCUGGAGAUAUGAGGGAGGCUACCCAGCCCUCAAUGAGGUCAUGAGUAAGCUCAGAGAAAAUAAGGAAUUUGUGGCCUUCCGGAAGGAAAGAGGCAACAUGCUGCUUUCUCGAAAGAACCAGUUGCUGUUAGAGUUCAGUUUCUGGAAUGAACCUGUCCCCAGACCAGGGCCUAAUAUAUAUGAACUCAGGUCUUACCAACUUAGACCAGGAACAAUGAUCGAAUGGGGCAACUAUUGGGCUCGUGCAAUUCGUUUUAGACAGGACAACGAGGAAGCAGUUGGAGGGUUUUUCUCUCAGAUUGGGCAGUUAUAUAUGGUACAUCAUCUUUGGGCUUACAAAGACCUGCAGUCCAGGGAAGACACCCGGAAUGCAGCAUGGCAUAAACACGGCUGGGAAGAAUUGGUUUAUUAUACAGUGCCCCUAAUUCAGGAAAUGGAGUCAAGAAUCAUGAUACCCCUGAAGAUUUCACCCCUCAAGUAAAGUUGGAAUUAAUUGUCAUGUGCCUACAUAGAUUUCAGUGACAAGUAUUUGUCUUAAAUUAAUUUUAUGGUAUACAUUGUAUAUCAUGGUGAGAAAGAAACAUUGAAAUAGAAAACUGCUGUAUGUAGCUUAUUAGAGAGACCUCUUUUCUUUAGAUUCUAAAUGUUCAUGUAAAAAUUAAUUACAGAAGAAAAUUGGCUCCUUCUAACAGUGCUCCGUGGUCUUUGUGAAAUAUCACUGUUUUGAUCCGACGUAUCUUCCCCGAGCCCGGUGGGGAAAAGAGGAAAUAGACUACAAUCUCAAUCAUUUCCUAAUAGGAACCCAAUCAUGAAAGCAAUUUGUUCAUAUUUAUUUAUGAUAAACAAAUCCACUGAAAAAUUACAGGGUUUAGAUUAAUUCCCUUCCUGUUGCAGGAAGAGCUCUGGACUCUGGUCUUUCCUGCCUAAUUCUAGUAUGGUUACUCCAGCAGUUUUUCUGAUUAUGGAACUAGGAACAAAGCAUGAAGGUGUGUACUCAGUCCCUGAAAACGCUCUAAUCUCUUCUCUGUAAUCAGUUGUGAAUCCUAGGAGACACGGCCAGUCUUAUAGCGGCUGAGACGUACACUUGAGCAAGAAUUCAGUUUUGAUAAAGCGUUACAAUGAUGUCCAUAGGGAAAAAAAAAAUCACUGCAUCGAACCUCUUCUUUGAACUGCAUGAUCUCUAGUUUUGAAAUAAACACCUUGAAGAGCACUGGUUUUUUUUAAAAAAUAUUUUUCUAUAAUGAAACGCAUAGCACUAGGAAAAGAGGUUUUAUUUUAUAAGCAAUCACGUGUGACCUCAGAUGCAUUUUCUGAGUCAAUAUUUUAAUAAACAUACAGCAGAUCUUUCUGAGGCCAUGUGAAGGUGGUGCAUGUUAAGACAUUAAGAUUGACAUACAGCAGAGUGCUCUGUCCAGUUCCGUCUGAUUUCAUUUUUGAAUGUAGUGUACCAAUUUUGUUCGUGUCUGUAAUAAUGUGGAAGUCCUAUUGAAAUGAACAUUUUGUCCGACCCAGAGUUAAAAAAAUUGCUGUGUGAAAAACAGUGUAUACAAAUCUCUUCCCGGAUGUCCAACUUGUACAUGUCAAUGCUUUUCUGCAAAAGCAUAUCAAGUUAAUAAAAUCCUUUUAAUUUUCA